AUGGCUGACGACGCCACGCCGGACGAGGCGACCGUACAAGUGCUACGAGACGUGGCCAACCGCCUCCGGAUCCAUUCCAUCCGGGCCACUUGUGCCUCUGGCUCCGGCCACCCCACGUCGUGCUGCAGCGCCGCCGAGAUCAUGUCGGUAUUGUUCUUCCACACUAUGAGGUAUAAACAGACAGACCCAGAACACCCGGACAACGACCGGUUCGUCCUCUCCAAGGGCCGUGCUGCCCCCGUCCUUUAUGCCGCUUGGGCAGAGGCUGGCACCAUCAGAGAAUCCGACCUGCUGAGCUUGAGGAAAAUUGACUGUGACCUAGAGGGACACCCCACCCCUAGACUGUCGUUUGUUGACGUGGCAACCGGAUCACUGGGGCACGGGCUGGGCGCUGCGUGUGGAAUGGCUUAUACGGGCAAGUACUUGGACAAGGCCAGCUACCGGGUCUUCUGCCUCGUGGGAGAUGGCGAAUCCUCGGAAGGCUCAGUCUGGGAAGCCUUGUCCUUCGCUUCUCACUACAACUUGGACAAUCUCGUAGCAAUCUUUGAUGUGAACCGCUCGGGACAAAGUGGUGUCACACCACCUGAGAACUGCACGGAUGUCCAUGAGAAGCGCUGUGAAGCAUUUGGAUGGAACACUUACCUAGCGGAUGGCCAUGAUGUCGAGGCGUUGUGCCAAGCAUUUUGGCAAGCCGCUCAAGUGAAGAACAAGCCCACUGCUAUAAUUGCCAAGACUUUCAAGGGCCAGGGUCUUCCAGAUGUUGAGAAUGCAGAAAAUUGGCAUGGAAGGCCAGUGCCAAAAGACAGAGCAGAUGAAAUUAUCAAGUUAAGUGAGAGCCAGAUGCAGACCGACAGAAGUCUCCUGCCGAAAUCCCUUGUUGAAGAAUCACCUCAAAUCAGCAUCAUGCGUAUAAAGAUGACCUCUCCACCUGCUUAUGGGGUUGGCAACAAGAUAGCUACUCAGAAAGCAUUUGGUUUGGCUCUGGCCAAACUUGGCCGUGCCAAUGGAAGAGUUAUUGUCUUGGAUGGUGACACAAAGAACUCCACCUUUUAUGAGUUACUCAAGAAAGAACACCCUGAGAGGUUCAUUGAAUGUUUUAUUGCUGAGCAAAACAUGGUAAGUGUGGCACUGGGCUGUGCUGCACGGGGUCGAACCGUUGCCUUUGUUAAUACCUUUGCUGCCUUUUUGACCCGAGCAUUUGAUCAGAUCCGGAUGGGAGCCAUCUCUCAAACCAACAUCAACCUUGCUGGUUCCCACUGCGGGGUGUCCACUGGUGAAGAUGGACCCUCCCAGAUGGCCCUGGAGGAUCUAGCUAUGUUCCGGAGCGUUCCCAGUUGCACUAUUUUCUAUCCAAGUGAUGCCGUCUCAACAGAGCAUGCUGUUUGUCUGGCUGCCAAUACCAAGGGAAUGUGCUACAUUCGGACCAGCCAACCGGAAACUGCAGUUAUUUAUGCCCCGCAAGAAAACUUUGAGAUUGGACAGGCCAAGGUUGUCCGCCACAGUGACAAUGACAAGGUCACAGUUAUCGGAGCUGGAGUUACUCUGCACGAAGCAUUAGCAGCUGCUGAUGUUCUUUCUGAAGAAGGUAUCUCUAUCCGCAUUAUCGACCCAUUUACCGUUAAACCCCUGGAUGCUGCUACUGUCAUCUCCAAUGCAAAAGCCACAGGCAACCAGGUUCUCACAGUGGAGGAUCACUACCGAGAAGGUGGCCUAGGGGAAGCUGCAUGUGCAGCUGUCUCUGGGGAGCCUGGCAUCCUUGUUCAUCAGCUAGCAGUGGCAGGAGUGCCUGGAAGUGGGAAACCUAGGGAGUUGUUGGAUAUGUUUGGAAUUAGUGCCAAACACAUCGUAGCAGCUGUGAAACACAUGCUAAUGAACUAAAAUAGCUGAUUUUUUUUUAAAAAAGUCAAUCUUUGGCCUUUGAUCUUAAAACAGUUAACAAAACUGUCAUAUAUAUACCAUUGUGCUUUUGUUGUUAUUGUUUCUAAAGCAGAGCCUGUUAACUGCUUUCUUCAUUCUUAAUUCAGAAAUUCAAGUUAACUACCUUUCUGUUAAACUGUGACUAUGUAUAUAAAUGUCACUUCGUUUUUGAAUCAUUAAAGUGGGUUAUAAACUUUUAAGUAACAAAAGAGCAAACAAAACAACGACCUAAUACAAAAUUAUCUGGUAAAAUUACAGAUAAGUGAGUUGGGGAUCAAUGUAGAGGUACGUAGUUCCUUACAUGUGUGUAAUGUAAGUAAAAAAAAAAAAAGUAUA
Loxodonta africana (African savanna elephant) is the source of this 2253-nucleotide messenger RNA. RefSeq names its product transketolase like 2 (gene TKTL2). The record is from RefSeq and is a predicted model, not a curated record. Gene Ontology annotation, molecular function: transketolase activity; thiamine pyrophosphate binding. Lineage: Eukaryota; Metazoa; Chordata; Mammalia; Proboscidea; Elephantidae. Bases 1 to 1878 code for a protein of 625 amino acids. The transcript has a single exon.